UGUGACCUGCUGCUCCAAAUAUAACUUCUUGUCAUAUAUAAGCAUAAUUUUUUCGAGUGAUUGUCAUCAGUUGCACUCAAGUAUUCUUUGCUACACGACCUCAAUAAUUUCUCCGGGAGAACGAUGAAAGUGAUCGCUGUGGUGUGUCUGUUCUUCCUCGCAGCAGAAGCCAAAAUUCCCACGCAUGAAGUGCCGAUACCCAUUCCGAUGCCCACUCUAGACAUCAAGCAUGUGGAACACAAGAUAAACACCGUGAAGGAGGUGAAGGUACCGGUCAUAAAGAAAGUCCCAGUGGAAAAUACCGUCGAACAUAUCAAGGAGAUUCCAUAUAUCAAAAAUGUCCCUGUGCCGAAUGAAGUUAAGGUGUUCCGUGACGUGGAGGUUGUGCGGGAGGUACCGGUGGAGAAAAUUAUCCGCAAACGUGUCGAAGUACCGGUGGAGGUGGUGAGGGAAAUCGAACUGAUCCGCGAGGUACCCGUAGUGAAGGAGAUCCCCCACGUGAAGAUCGUCAAACUGAUCAAGGAGGUUCCGGUGGAGGAAAUUGUUUACAAAGAUGUGUACGAGCUGGAAACGAACGCGGUGAAGGUCCCGGUUCAUGUUCCUGUUAUCACGGAAAAGGUGGAAGCCAAGCCUUCGAAGUUUUCGAGUUUCUUAAACUUUCAUGGUUUUCUUGGAUAAGUUAGAAUAAAUAAAUGUUUUGAACUCACCGAUA
Molecule: messenger RNA, 712 nt
Organism: Toxorhynchites rutilus septentrionalis
Lineage: Eukaryota; Metazoa; Arthropoda; Insecta; Diptera; Culicidae
Product: mantle protein-like
Exons: 2
Coding region: 124-678 (184 amino acids)
Source: RefSeq, a predicted model, not a curated record